AUGGCGUCUGAAUCGCGGCGCGCGGCGCCCACGGGGAAGCGACAAGUCUCGACGACGAAAGCCUUAGCGCCGAAACUUCCCAUCAUCACCGCAGAGUUACUUCAUCGCGAGUCGAGGCGGUCGGUGAUGGAUAAGUUCGGCAAAGUUCGGUGUCAGGUGUGUGGACGCGCGUUCAAGGCGUACGACGCGUUGGAGCAGCACAUCGGCGCUUCGCAUUACGGUUUGAAUAAUCCCGAGGCGAAGGUUCUAGAGGCGGCGCAGAUCGCUGCUGGAAUUAUACCGACGGCCAAUACGCAAGUCAAUCGUGUGUCGCUGAACUUAGGCGACUUGGUGUCUUCUAAGACGAAGACUUCGAAUAGCAUGGUGAACUCUCUCGCGACGUACUUCAAGACGGACAAGCCGGCGAAGAACGCGAGGGCAGAGGGUAAAGAGCAGCAGAUGAUUAGAAGCACAAACAUGGCGACGUCGACGGGCAUGGUGCCCAAACGCGGCAAAGCGCGACGAGAAGGGAAGAAAAAGAAGCAAUCGACGCUGAAAAAGAUAAUUCUUCGAGAGCGCACAACGCGGCGAGAGGAAGAAUCAAAGAAGAUCGUCGAAGAGGAAGUGGAAGUCGAGAUCGAGGUUCGCGUCGACUGGGUGUAUGUGCUUCUGACGUACGACGAGACGAAUCACUCUGUUGGUGUGAAUUUCAUGUGCAUGGAUGCAGACUCGGACGAUGAUUCGGAUGAAGAUGUGUCGGACGAAUCCGCCGCAGCAGAGGGCGAGAACGCCGACGAGCACAGCGUACAACAGAAGCUCGACAUCAUCGAAGCGCGUGCACCGGCCGGGGUGUGGGGCGUGCGAAGUUUGCUGGACGUUCUGAAAGGCGAACCAGAGCCAAAGUCGGCCAAGGUGAAGCAGGAGACUCGAACGUGUGACGUGUGCGACGUGAAGUGCUUCGGCGAGCAAGCAUGGAACGCGCACGUCGGCGGUAAACUGCAUGCGAAAAAGCUCGCGAUUCGGGACGACCCUGAAGCGGCGGAGAAAGCGGCGUCGCAGAAUAAAGCGGCGAAGACGUACGUCGGCGAAGAAGGCGCGUUAAACAUACGAUACGCCGAGCAAAUAAUCACCGACGAGCUCAACGAGGCGACCAAGACGCUCCUUUCGACGCUCAAACGCUUUCAGGACCGUCUGUACCACACCGAUAAGAUUAAGGCGAAGAUGCGCCGGCGGUUGCUCUUCGGAUUACGCGAAGUCGCGAAAAGCGUGGACGCGCGGACGAGCAAGGUUGUCGUCAUCGCGCCGAACAUCGAGAAGAUUGAAAGCGAAGGCGGCCUCGACGACCGUGUCCGACAAAUAAUCGCGGACGCUCGAGAAAAAGAUGUUCCAGUCAUCUUUGCGCUCACCAAAAGACGCAUAGGAAAAGCGCUGGGUAUCCAAGCCGUCUCUAUCGUCAGCGUGCUGGAUUACAACGGCGCGGACGAAGAAUUCAAACGCGCGCUGACGCUGGCCGCCGACGGUCGAGCGCUGUACGCCAAGCGAGGCGCCGUCCCCAAGCUCGACCUUUCCGCGCGCGAAUUCAUUCCUAGCGCGUGA
Molecule: messenger RNA, 1575 nt
Organism: Ostreococcus lucimarinus CCE9901
Lineage: Eukaryota; Viridiplantae; Chlorophyta; Mamiellophyceae; Mamiellales; Bathycoccaceae
Exons: 1
Coding region: 1-1575 (524 amino acids)
Biological process (GO): selenocysteine incorporation
Cellular component (GO): ribonucleoprotein complex
Molecular function (GO): ribonucleoprotein complex binding; selenocysteine insertion sequence binding; mRNA 3'-UTR binding
Source: RefSeq, a predicted model, not a curated record